This is a messenger RNA of Rangifer tarandus platyrhynchus (Svalbard reindeer), 363 nucleotides long. NCBI's taxonomy places the organism in Eukaryota, Metazoa, Chordata, Mammalia, Artiodactyla, Cervidae. The record is from the annotation of a GenBank genome assembly.
AUGCUACUUUACAGUGAUCCUUGGUCCUCAAAAGGCUCAGUGGUAAAAAAUCUGCCUGCCAAUGCAGGAGACACAGGUUCCAUCCCUGUCUUGGAAAGAUUCCCUGGAGAGAAAAAAUGGCAACCCACUCCUGUGUUCUUACCUGGAGAAUCCCAUGGACAGAGGAGCCUGGUGGGCUAUAGUCCACGGGGUUGCAAAAAAGCUGGACAUGACUUUGCGACUAAACAACACUUGGUCCUCUUGACAACCUCUGGGGUGAGCCAGGGCCUGACCACAGAGAUAGAUGGUGGGGACUGUGCUUUGCGGGUGGAGCGGAUUGAGGCUGAAAGCCAGGUUCUCAACCCCAACUCUAUGGCAGUAUGA